Molecule: messenger RNA, 1166 nt
Organism: Xiphias gladius (swordfish)
Lineage: Eukaryota; Metazoa; Chordata; Actinopteri; Istiophoriformes; Xiphiidae
Gene: ebi3
Product: Epstein-Barr virus induced 3
Exons: 6
Coding region: 170-925 (251 amino acids)
Biological process (GO): cytokine-mediated signaling pathway
Cellular component (GO): external side of plasma membrane; signaling receptor complex; membrane
Molecular function (GO): cytokine binding; cytokine receptor activity
Source: RefSeq, a predicted model, not a curated record
UUGUUAUCUCUGAACUUUGGCACGAGUAAUGAACUAGGUCGUAAAUAGAAAGAAACAGAGCAUAGAACAAAGGUUCAAUAGAAGGGAUUUGUCUUUUAAUUUGCUCAAGUGAGGGCUGACUACAGUUUUUAUAGAACUAUUUAGACAAACUACUUCUUCUCAAAGACUGAUGGCACCGAUGUUUGGCAGUGUGUGUGUCACUGUGACUCUCCUCGUGUGUGUUCUCGGAGGCCAGGCACUGGACCUGCUGAGAGCAACUGCAGCAUCAGGGAAUCCUCCCUCAACUCCUUUAGUGCAUUGCUGGUGUUCCAGCUAUCCAGAAGUGGCUCUUUGCUCCUGGCCUGAGCUGUCCCACUCCCCACCGACGCACUACAUUGCCACCUACAGUGAGAGACACAGCCAGCCAGCCACCAAGCAGUGCCAGCUCAUCCCACCCAGCGCUUCAUCCUCUGCUCUAAACUCGUCCUCAUCGUCAUCACCCCCAUCUGAACAGCUCUGGCACUGUCAACUGCCCAACCUGAAGCUUUUUACCGACUACAUCAUCAAUGUCACAGCUGUUUAUUCUGGUGCAAGCAGUUCCCAUCUAGCAAGUUUUAUGCUGGAGGAAAUUGUGAAACCAGAUCCCCCUGUAGACGUCCGGGUUUCCCCUCAUAAUAUCAGAAACUUGUUGGUGGAAUGGUCUCCUCCCUCCACCUGGGCCGACCUAGACAUCUUCCCCCUUAAGUACCACAUAAUGUACCGGUGGGAAAACAGGGGCACCCAAAAAUUUCUGGGUCCGUUUGAGAGCACCAGGGUGGAACUGAAGGGGCUGACCCCAGGGAGGGCAUACAUCUUCCAGGUGUGCGCCAAGGAGCUGCUGGGUCUGGGCAAGUGCAGCAACUGGAGUUCACCUGUGAAUGUCACCAUACCAAGGACAAAGCCGUAGACACUCGUUUCUCACACCCUGUCUUAUUUACCUCUUACCUACCAGUGACCUCAAACUGAAGAAUUGCAGAAAGAUUGUUUUAACCGCACAUACAAUGCAAGCAAGGGCUGUUGAUAUUUUGUUUUAUUUAUAAAGGAAUACAGUUCCAUUGGAAAUUUAAUUAUUUGAGUGUUUGUUGUAAUGCUGUUGGUUUGUGAUGGUUUCUUUGAGGAAACUGAUAUUAAAGUAUCAUUGUGAGAAA